AUGUGUACGAUGUAGGAAUCCAGACAGAUUCGACUCACCUGUUCAGACUUCUCUACUUUAUUCUGUUAAGAAGACUAUUUUUUUCUCAUUUUCCUUCGUAGCAGCAUAGACGGGAUGAGACCUGAUGAGAUCGCACAAUGAAAGAACAGUCACCUAAGAAACGAUAUAGUCCUGGUGAGUUGUAAAACAGUUCACAUUUAGCAGUGACAUUAGUUCUAAUCUACUAAGAUAGGUUAUUAAUACAUUAAUUCUAAUCUACUAAGAUAGGUUAUAGCUAGCUAGAUCAACCAGGACGGUAGUAAGUUCAUAGCUGUUUUUGGUCUGAUUUGCAGAGAAAGGUCUUUAUUUUGAUUUUGUCAUUAUUGGAUAUAGUGAUACAUAAUCAGUAUGGCACGUGUGCAAAUGGUGCAUCAAUCUCACUCUGCACAAAUGUUUUUGGAGAAAGAUUUGAUACUGGAAAAACUGCCACCAUUACGCAGAGAAGACAGGAUUGCACAGGAUGUAUCCUCACCUUCCAGUUCCCGUUUAAGCACGCCAAGAGAGAGGGACAGAAGGAUGAAUUCCCCUAAAGACUGGGAGCAAGAUUACUCGUUCCGCAAAAACUGGCAUAAUCCAGAUGUCCAGAGGACGCAAAACUCUGCCACAGCCAGGCGCAAAACGGACUUCGAGAAGGAUUAUGACAUUUUCAUGGAGAAAUCUGAAAUGGACAGUAUUUUUCCUAUGAAGCCUGUGUGCCACAAGAGGGCAUUUAACCUGAACAACUGCCAAGCAGGCAACGACUAUUUUAAACAAAAUGACAGGAGGAGACUUGAUUACCCAUUCCCCUGUCAAUCUCAAGGUAAACAGACCAGUAACAGGAGGCAGGAGAAACAGUAUCUAAGUAAACUAGAUUCUUUUGAUACUGAGUCCCAUCAGCCAUCACGGAAAAGAGGUGAGACUAAUGGGAAAUCAACAAAUGCGUAUCAGUUAUUAUAUGAGGACCACUACAGACUUCCUGGAAAUGACAGUCGGUUGACGAAGGAGAUACGCAAAAAGGAAAUAAUACUACAAGAAAAGCUGUUAAAAACUGAAGAAGAACUGAGAAAGAUCCAGCUGAGGACUGGAUCUGGGAACAAGGUCAAAAGAGAGGAGAGGAUUAAAAACACAGAAAAAGCAGAAAAUAGGUUAUACUGUACUGAAAAAAGAAACUGGGACUGGGAGAGAGCCAUAGAAAGGGCCAAAGAAGGUAGAAGAAAUGAAGGACAGAGGGAGAGAGUCAGAGACUGGGGGAUGGGCAACAAAGAUGAUCUCGAAAGAUGGGGGAAUUACGAGAUAGAGAUGAAUGAGCGUUACACAGAGAGGAGAGAAGAAAUACAGCAGGAAAACAGGCGAAGAAAUACUCAGCGAACCACAGACUGUAAGAAUCAGAAAAAAGAGUGGGACCAUUAUGAGGAAAUGACAAAACAGAAAUGGGAAACAGCAAGAACAGAAAAAGACAAGACAAGGAGAGAAAGAGCAAUAGAAUGGGACAGGAGAGACUGGCAAGAGAAGGAGCAAAUGAUGCAAAGAGCAAAUGAUGGAGAAAAGAGGGGUGAAAGAGCAAAAUAUAAAACAGAUAUGGAGUAUGGAUGGAGUAUGGACAAGGAAUAUCAAGAGGAGCAAUGGAACAUAAUGGACACAUUCAAGUCAAAGUCACAUGUAAAAGCAUCCUCUAAGUAUGACAAAACAAAUGGGGAUACAGCAGAUCAGCAGGUGGCCCAAGAAAGACUGCAGCAGCUGAGUCUGAAGAUUGCAGAGGAGACAACAAGCAGCAUCAGAAAAGGUCAAUCCAAAGAACCAGCUCCUCAAUCUGCUCACCUCAACCAGAACAGUGCAAGGCUCAAGCAAGUCGAACUCAGGCCAGAAGUGGAUCCUAAUGCUCAUGUUCAGCUUGUACCCUGUAAAAUAUGCCACAGAUGCUUUGCAGAAAAUCGUCUGGAGAGACACAGCAGGAUUUGUGAGAAACAGCAGCAGUCCAAACGUAAAACCUUUGACUCUGCACAGUUCAGAGCCAAGGGCACCGACCUGGAGGUGUUCAUGAAGACAAACAGCAGGCCUAAGACACCAGAGGUCAAGAAGAACAACUGGCGUCAAAAGCAUGAGGCCUUAAUUCAUAACCUGCGCCAAGCUCGUGCUCCUGCACCAGGAGGGCUUCAGCCCCAGCCAAGUGCAGAUGUGAAUCCAGAUUAUGUAAGCUGUCCCCACUGUGGGAGACGCUUUGCUCCUGGUCCAGCAGAGAGACACAUUCCUAAGUGUCAGAACAUUAGGAGCAGACCUCCACCACCAAGGCAUCGUCAUUAAACAAGAUGGCAAGAUUAUGUUUUACAACAACUUUUAGACUUUUACAAUAGCUGUGUUUUAAUAAGUCAUCACUGCCAAUAAAAUGGAAAGUGAAUAUAACUGUAGAACGUAGCAGCUGCACCAAUAAUGAAAAUGUGAGUGCAAAAAUGAAAUGUGUUUAGUUGACUUUUACUUUACACUACUGAAACGUGUCAUAACGAUCUAUCAUCUAACAAGAUACAAUAAACUUUAA
Molecule: messenger RNA, 2551 nt
Organism: Colossoma macropomum (tambaqui)
Lineage: Eukaryota; Metazoa; Chordata; Actinopteri; Characiformes; Serrasalmidae
Gene: zc2hc1c
Product: zinc finger, C2HC-type containing 1C
Exons: 2
Coding region: 388-2319 (643 amino acids)
Source: RefSeq, a predicted model, not a curated record